Messenger RNA from Myodes glareolus (Bank vole), 5149 nucleotides. The record is from RefSeq and is a predicted model, not a curated record. Lineage: Eukaryota; Metazoa; Chordata; Mammalia; Rodentia; Cricetidae.
GUGUGUGUGUGAGAGAGAGAGAGAGAGAGAGAGAGAAGAAAAGGAAAAAGGAAUUGAAAUAGGAAGUGGAAGAGAAUGGGGCUUAGGGGAAUACAAGUCAGAAUAGAUACCGCUGACUCUGUUCCUUUUUGAGUUAAUGUGUAAUGAGGAUGUGGACCUAACACUCCUGGGUUCCCAUCAGUGAAUAUAUACCCUACCCCCCCAAAAAAACAAAUUCGGAAAAAUAGCCUCUGCCCUCCUUCCUGCUUCCAGCUGCAACAGUUAAGAGGUUUCAGUACCGACAAAGGUCGAAGGUGCCUGGUUAUUUGAUCACCUUAUCAAUUAGGUCCUGGCCCUUGGACCAAGCAAGGCACAUUCUCUAGCCCAGAGAUCUCCAGUGGAAUCAGUUAAGCAGAUAUUGAAAACAUUGCUAUCUUUCACCCUUUGGCCCCCCAAAUUUACCCUGUGUGCACUGGAACAAUACUGAGAGGCAGGGUGCCAACAAUGAAAUCUUUCCCAUUUCCAGCUGUCCUCUUGUGAAGUAGCUCUAUUGUCACACUACCGCUUGCCCCUGGCCCUGGGGGAAGACUGUAAGGACCGGCUGUAGCCGGAUUCCUGGAUUUUAUUAGUCUUGUCUGCAAGGAAGGAGUAACUAGAGAGGCUAGCUUCAGAAAUUCUGCCCACAACCCACUCCCCUCCCUCCAACUCACAGCCUUUCCUAUUCUAACAAGAAGGCCUGGCUUGUAGAAUUCCAGAGGGGGUCGGUAGUGGUGAUAGGGUUCUAUUUUCCAGGGGAGAGCUGUGUUUGUGAGCAGCAGCCCUCUGGAGGUGAGCGGGGGAGGGCUGUGGGGAUCCCCUAGAGGAUUUUAGGUAGGUAGAGAGUAAUGCGAGCUGCUGUCUUCACAAUCCCUCCCUGAGUCUCUUCACAAAACACGUCUCCAAACUCAAACUGUAGUUUCACUUUUCUCAGCUCCGACUGCUGGACAAAAUGCUCCCUCUAGUGUCUUGAACGCACGAAAUUUUUCUCGACCUUGAAGAGGCUGCGCGGUCUUAGUUACGUGGCCUUCGAAUGAAGUCUAAAGUACCACCCACAAACUCCUACUCGCCCCUGCAGCUGCGGACUGAAGCUCUGGGGCCGUCAGGGCCGCCACUCUUCUGUUUCCUCCUCUCCCAUUGGGCACUGGAAAUUAAGCACCUUUUUUCAUCAUUGGGUGGGUUGGGUCUUUGAGAGCUUCCUUUGCCCAUUUCCAAGAUGGCGCUUAUGGCCAUGCUUAGAAUGCAGGUUGAAGCUACAGUUCUGCCAUUACUUAAGAUGGCUGCCCCCAUCAAGAUGACCGGGCUGUGCCUAGGGGAAAGAGGCAGCAGGAGGCUUUGAGAUGGUAAGGGUUAGGGUUCCAUUGUGGGCAGAGCCUUGGGACGUGGGAAUGAAGAAUAGAGAAACUAGGGAGCUAGCUGAAGCCUGUGGUGGUGGUUAAGAAUAGAUAAUGGGAGAGCGGACAGGGGUGACAGGUGGGGGGUGAAGGAUCAACGAUGGGGCGGGAGUGUGCCUGGGAUUCAAUUUUUCCAUCGCUGCUCUCUUCCCCUACUGUUUCUUGUUGCAGGUCUAGCAUUGAACCCUAUGGAAGUUUCUGAAACUGGGGAGCCUGAUGAUGGGGGGUGGAGCCCGUGGGGGAUAGAGGGAGCAAUAGAUUGUUUCCCCUGGUUAACUCCGACCCCUCCCUGUCCUCUGGACUAAAAUGGGGAACACCCUGGGCCUGGCACCGAUGGGGACUUUACCCCGCCGGACCCCCCGUCGAGAGGAACCGCUGCCCAAUCCCGGGAGCUUCGAUGAGCUGCACAGGUUGUGCAAAGAUGUAUUUCCAGCACAGAUGGAGGGCGUGAAGCUGGUUAUCAACAAGGUUCUGAGCAGCCAUUUCCAGGUGGCUCAUACUGUGCACAUGAGUGCCCUGGGCUUGCCAGGGUAUCACCUCCAUGCCGCCUACGCAGGGGACUGGCAGCUUAGCCCCACUGAGGUGUUCCCCACCGUAGUGGGGGAUAUGGACAGCAGUGGCAGUCUCAACGCCCAGGUCUUGCUUCUGUUGGCAGAGCGGCUGCGAGCUAAGGCUGUCUUCCAGGUGACCCACAGUUCCUGCCUCCAUCCGCUGAGGCACCUCUCUCUCUCUUCCAUGGGUAUCCUGCCUCGGGGGUCUCGCGGGAGGAGCAAAGGCAAUAUUGAACAUAAAAAGAGGGAAGGGUAUUUUACUUCUUACUCUGCUCCCCAGACACAACAGGCCAAGUUCCUGACGUGGCAGUUUGAUGGCGAGUAUCGGGGAGAUGACUACACAGCCACUCUGACCCUGGGAAACCCUGACCUGAUUGGGGAAUCAGUGAUCAUGGUCGCUCACUUCCUGCAGAGCGUCACCCAACGGCUGGUGCUAGGAGGAGAGCUAGUUUAUCACCGGCGACCAGGCGAAGAGGGGGCCAUCUUGACUCUGGCAGGGAAGUACUCAGCUGUACACUGGGUAGCUACGUUGAAUGUUGGGUCAGGUGGGGCCCAUGCAAGUUAUUACCACAGGGCAAAUGAACAGGUUCAGGUUGGAGUGGAGUUUGAGGCAAAUACAAGGCUACAAGAUACAACCUUCUCCUUUGGUUACCACCUGACUCUGCCCCAGGCCAAUAUGGUGUUUAGAGGCCUGGUGGACAGUAACUGGUGUGUUGGUGCUGUGUUGGAGAAGAAGAUGCCCCCCCUGCCCGUCACUCUCGCCCUUGGAGCCUUCCUCAAUCACUGGCGCAACAGAUUCCACUGUGGCUUCAGCAUCACCGUGGGCUGAAGUGGUCCUGGAGGCGAUCUCCACACAGCAGCUGGAACCUUUGAGUCAGAUGCCCUAGGGCCAGAGACUAACUAGGUCCCUCUCCAGAGCCUACCUUGCUGAUGACUUCUAGGUCCCAUGGGCAGAGUGGGGGACAGGACCGUGUCCUCCUCGGAACUGAAGCUGCCACACGACCACUUUCCCGUGAGGCAGUGGUUUGAGGUUCCCAAUUCUGCCAUCAGCCCCACUAUAAUUUUCCGUAUCUCUACGGCUCUGGACUGAAGGAGAAGGAUUAAGGGAUGUAUCUGGCUUCCCUCACCCUACUUUCUUCUUUAUUAUUUUUAUUUGAUUAAGGUAUUAGCUUCUUCAGAGCAGAAAGAUCUGCAUGGGAUUCACUUCCUUUACCAUUUCUUCCAUUUUCUAUCCCUCAGCCUCCCAAGGUUGGGAAAGGAGGGUUAAAGAGCUAAAUCUUUGGCCAUAGAAAGACCAAAGAAUGGGCCCACCCAUUCCUUGAAGGACCGUCCCCUCCCAGCCCUGAGACCUCCUCCUUUCCCAUCUUCUAUGUUUCCAGAGAGCCACUUUGGUCCUAUGAUCACCCCAACUCCCCACUCUCUGCCCCCUGCCCUGUCCAUGCCCCAUGGAUGACCGCACGAAGAGACAGUUACUGUUCAGUGUUUCAUUGCCGUCACUGAGAUCCUUUUAGCUGGUCCCCAUCUUGGGCACCAGCAAUUUCCCCUUGCCAGUCCAAUGUAUCCCAGGGGGUCUAGGGAAGGAGGCAAGCCUGGGCCUCAGCUGAAGAUUUCCCAAAGCAGCGGCAUCAUAGCGGACAGUCCCUGGAUGCGCUGUAUUUCAUACCAGUAUGCGUUGUUUAUGCUCCGGAGCUCAGCCAGCAGGCCCAUCAGCUUUGCAUACAGAAACCUUUGGAAGGAGUAGUAGGGUUACCAGGGAAAGAAGAGGGAAAUAAGGCAGCUGGGAAUCUUGUCCUGAGGCCCCAGUCCCCCCCGAACUGUCCCUCCAGGGAGUUAAGUCUGAACAUUAGAAAAUCCUGCUGUGGAUGGCACACACUACACUUUGAAAAUGUUCAGAAGUCCCCAAGAGGGCCUCUGUCAGCACUGUCUUCCUUCUUUGUGCCUAGUUUUUCCUGAGCCCAGGGCUUAGAGGUCAAAUGUAAAGAACUAGACUUGGCCAAAACUUCAACUGUAUAGAACCUGAAGAAGGUGGAACCUUCUAGAUGGAGUUCUAGAAGGCAGGUGUGUUGUUCUAUGGUAUAAAACAUCCCCCUCUUAGCAAACUGAUUUAUCAAGGAAUGAGCAGAACAAAAGUGGCGUUAACGUCAGAGCCUGGGCCUAUUGAACCAGGGACAGGCUUUGUCCAUGAAACUGUGAAUGACCAUGACUUCAAAUGGAACUGAAAAAUUCAAGGAAUUGACCCAAGGGAAAGGAGAGGGCCAAAAAGAAGAAUGAAGUUGGAGAGGUGAGGUGAUGGCUACCACCAAUCUCAGGAAUGCUAUCACACACAGGCUAUGAGCUACUACUUUGCAUCUCUACUGAAUAAAAAAAAAAAAAACUUGGAAAAGUGAGAAGAACAGCAGUAUGUGAAGUUUGGGUACUGGAACUAUGUGUGAUAGGGGUGGCCCAAGGGAAGAUCUAGAUUCCCGAAGGAAACAACGGUAAAUGCAUUCAUUCUGAUCCCAAUGUUUCUCAAUCCCUUCCUUCCCCCAGUGCAGCCUGUGAGUCCCCAGCCUCCGACCUACCGACUUUGGGGUCUCUGCUGUUCCAAAAUGUGGUUGUUCAAAAUCAGUGCCAUCUCUUCUUGCAGCUGAUCAAUCUCUUCUCUCUGGGUGACUCCAGGCCUGUCUGCGAUAGGAAAGUGGGAAGGUCAAGGUGGCAGGGACACAGGUGGGGAGCCUUGCAUGGUACAGGGACUGAGAAUGGUAUAGAUCCACACUGUGGGCUGGGAAGCAAGAUAGUCAGGGAUAGAUUAAAGGGGACGAGAGUUAGUUCCUUGGCUUUUGGAUGAUUCUCACCAGGAGAGAAGAGGGCCAUGGCGGCCAUGAGCACAUACUCGGGCUCCUGGAGUUUCAGUCGUUUUAAUGUCCCAUGGAAGCGGACGAUCAAAUCCAAAAAUUCCCACUGGAACCCUACUGUGAGAGGCGGCAGGCUUAGGAGCCUCCUGGUGGCACUUCAUACUUUAUAGACCACUGACGCACAGCCUAUGCCGUCCUACCGUCUUACCAUGGGCUGCAUCUUCCAUUCUGUAGCACAGAGGCCCACAGAGGAAAUUCUGCGUUUGAAGACAGAAAGUAAGGUUGAGUGAGAUGUGCAGUAUCUCCACAGCCGCUCCCUUGAGCAGGGAGAUCUGGUCCUCCAUGGGUAGGGCCC